CCCAGUGUUUCCCCCACACGUCCUCUCUGCCAGGAUCGCCGUGGACAUCUGUGGUCGGAUAUUGCUCCCUCGGAAAGCCUCUCAGACCCCAACAUGGUAUCUCAGGGGAUCCAGAUCAUGGGCUUCUCCCUGGCGCUGAUUGGCUGGUUCCUGGUCAUCAUCGUGUGCGCCUUGCCCAUGUGGAGCGUGACCGCCUUCAUCGGCGCCAACAUCGUGACGGCACAGACGAUCUGGGAGGGCAUGUGGAUGACCUGCGUGGUGCAGAGCACGGGCCAGAUGCAGUGCAAGGUCUACGACUCCAUGCUGGCUCUGUCCCAGGACCUGCAGGCGGCCCGCGCCAUGGUGGUUAUCUCCAUCUUCCUCGGCGUCAUCGGCACCUUCCUCUUCGUCGCCGGCGGGAAGUGCACCACGUGCAUCGCUGAGGAGCGCUCCAAGGCCAAGGCGUGCAUCGCCGCCGGGGUCCUGUUCAUCGCGGCGGGCCUGCUCUGCCUCAUCCCCGUGUCGUGGUCGGCCAACACCAUCGUUAGGAACUUCUACAGCCCGGCGAUUCUGAACAGCCAGAGGCGCGAGCUGGGGGCGGCGCUGUACAUAGGGUGGGGCGCGGGCGUCAUGUUGGUGCUGGGAGGGGCGCUUCUGUGCUGGAACUGCCCGGCCAAGGAUGAGGUGCCAAAGUACAGCCCCAGAUACCUGCCCCCCCAGUCCAGAUCCUCGUCCCGAGAAUACGUCUAGGGCACGGCGAUGGCACAUCCAGGUUCGGUUCCAGGAACCGGGUUUUAGGCUUUGGGCGCAGAAGCAAUGGUUUCACAGAGGUGGAUUUUGAGUCCUGCAAUCCUGAAUCAGUAACACUUGAGAAGAGAAGACCUGGAAUUUUGGAUGUUCAACAGGCCUGGUCGUCGCUGACUUAGCACUUGCGCACGGUUGAGUCGUUAUACAUUUUGAUUGCGACAUGCAUGUGGUUUUUAUAUUCAACAGAAAGAUAGCAAUAUACGGCGAAGAUACAAUCCUUGAUUACAUUGUUGUCAAUGCCUUUAUCAAUCAAUAUUCAUGACCAUCUGUUAAGGAGAUGUUUGAUUCCCAGCUGAGAGGAUUUGUGCAGGGAGGAGCUUGUAUGUUCUGGUUGCAUGAGUGCUCUUCGCUCCUCGCCUGAUUGCAGAAACUAAUUAGCCUUUGUGAUUCGGACCGGUGUCCCAUUCAAGGGGUCAGCCUGCCUUACCCCCCCCCCCCCUCCAUAAACCCCCUGAUUAGAUCCCAAACUGGGAGGGGAAAUCAAAACCAAUGAAUAGACGAAAGGGAAGAUUUGUUGAUUGAUGAUGUCAUAUUCAUAGUUUGUUGUUGUUUGACAAACGUUACAAACAAAAGACAAAAAAAUCUUUCCAAUAUUUUUUCUAUUUUCUCUAAAGUUUCUAAAGGAUAGUAAAAUAGUUAUACCCUCACCCUAACCCAUCAUCAAUUUGUUAGAUUGAUGAACUCAACAUAAAACGUCUGUUGUUCUCCAAAACAAACCUUUAAACCGAAAAACUAAAAAUGUCUUUCAAGUUAGUGUAGCAUAGUAGAAACGGUUGUUUCCAUUGUGUUUUCAUGUUUAAAAUGUUUUUCUCCAAGCUGUUUUGCUAGUGUUGUAACUGUAAAUAAACCUUAACAAUGAGUGUGAGGACUGAAAACAUAUCUACUUACAAGUACCAUGAAGAACAAGAAAAUCCCGUUGUACACUGUUCAAUGGCUGGAAGGUUAUGUUUCAAAUUCAUUUAUAAAUAAUAAAUGAAUUAUUAAAAUGUU
Messenger RNA from Gadus macrocephalus (Pacific cod), 1776 nucleotides. RefSeq names its product claudin-4-like. The transcript has a single exon. Gene Ontology annotation, biological process: bicellular tight junction assembly; cell adhesion. Gene Ontology annotation, molecular function: structural molecule activity. NCBI's taxonomy places the organism in Eukaryota, Metazoa, Chordata, Actinopteri, Gadiformes, Gadidae. The coding region runs from base 94 to 729 and encodes 211 amino acids. Gene Ontology annotation, cellular component: plasma membrane; bicellular tight junction. The record is from RefSeq and is a predicted model, not a curated record.